ACAAAAAGCAGACAAAAUAUCAAAUCAUAUAAUAACUGAAAAACGAAGAAGAAGAUGAAGAAGAAGACUCCAAAAAGGAAAAAAAAAGUCAAACUGUGAAUGGUAGUUUAAAUCGAACAAAGACUGAAAACAGACUAAACUGUCUGUCACUUCCAAAAACACCUUAAAAAAUCUCCAUCCAUGGCAGUCUCCGAUCACCAAGAACAAAACAACCGCGGAUCUCCAGAACUCCCUGAGGUCAUCGUCCUCAAACAACCACCGGUUUUCAGAACCUUCGAGGACCACUUUUCAAGUAGGUUUACUCUCUUGAAAGCUUCGGAUUCAGAGCUUCCUCUGGACCAGUUCUUGGCCGCCAAUGCGCAAUCGGCUCAGGCUAUGCUCUGUUCCGGUGGCGGACCUCGUAUCAGCGACGAGAUUCUCCGACAGCUCCCGUCGCUCAGGCUCGUCGUCACCACCAGCGCCGGUCUCAACCACAUCGACUUGUCAGAGUGCCGUAGCCGUGGAAUCUCCGUUGCCAAUGCCGGAGAUGUGUUUUCAGCGGAUUGUGCUGAUUAUGCGGUUGGAUUGUUGAUAGAUGUGCUAAGAAAGAUUUCGGCUGCCGAUCGGUAUGUUAAGAAAGGGCAUUGGGCUAAUCUUGGGGAUUUUCCUCUUGGAUCUAAGCUGAGAGGAAAGCGGGUUGGGAUCGUGGGGUUGGGAAGAAUUGGCAUACAAGUUGCCAAAAGGCUCGAGGCCUUUGGCUGCAGCAUCUCAUACAACUCAACCAAGAAGAAAGACUUUGUCGCUUACCCUUUUUAUGCAAAUGUUUGUGAACUUGCAGCUGAUAUGGAUGUGCUCAUCAUAUGUUGUGGACUCAACGAGCAAACCCGCCACAUGAUCGACAGAAAGGUCUUGUUGGCGCUUGGAAAAGAAGGUGUGAUUGUGAAUAUAGGAAGAGGAGCCAUUAUCAACGAAAAGGAAAUGGUGGAAUGUUUGGUUCAUGGGGAGAUUGGAGGUGCUGGUUUGGAUGUGUUUGAGAAUGAGCCUGAUGUUUCUAAAGAGCUCUUUGAACUGGAAAAUGUUGUGCUUUCGCCACAUUUGGCUGUCUUUACACCCGAAUCAUUCGAAGAUUUGCGUGAUAUUAUGAUUGGGAAUUUGGAGGCUUUCUUCUCAAAUAAACCUCUGCUCUCUCUGGUUACAGAUCAAUGAGUAUAUUUGUGUUUCUUUUCCUGGAUAGUUUUUCCAAUCAUGUUUAAUGAUUUUUGCAUGAAGCUUCUUGCUUAUUCAAGUGACUUCUUGAAAUUUGAUAUAUGCCACUGUAAGUGUGUUCUAAUCGGAUAGCAAUUAAGUGGUGAAGUCCAUGGAAAAGGAUGGAAACUUAUGGUUGUUCGCAAAUGGACAUAUAUGCUUAAUU
This is a messenger RNA of Ziziphus jujuba (common jujube), 1390 nucleotides long. Its product is annotated as glyoxylate/hydroxypyruvate reductase HPR3. Gene Ontology annotation, cellular component: cytosol. Gene Ontology annotation, molecular function: NAD binding; glyoxylate reductase (NADPH) activity; hydroxypyruvate reductase [NAD(P)H] activity. NCBI's taxonomy places the organism in Eukaryota, Viridiplantae, Streptophyta, Magnoliopsida, Rosales, Rhamnaceae. The record is from RefSeq and is a predicted model, not a curated record. Bases 181 to 1185 code for a protein of 334 amino acids. The transcript has 2 exons.